AUGGUUCAGAACAAGGGCGUCAUCUUCAAGAAGGUCCCAGAGGGAUGGCCAAAGCCAGGCCAGGACCUCGCUGUUGAGGCCCGCGACAUCGACCUCGACCAGAAGCUCCCCGAGGGCGCUCUUCUCGUCAAGAACUUCUACGCCUCCUUCGACCCCUACCAGCGUGGCCGCAUGCGUGCACCCGACGUCAAGUCCUACUCCCCUCCCUUCGAGCUAGGCAAGCCCAUCACCAACCGCUCCAUCUUCAAGGUCGUCAAGUCCGCCAGCGACAAGUUCAAGGAGGGUCAAACUCUCAUCACCAUGGGCAUCAGCCCCAUUGAGGAGUACUCCAUCCUCGACAAGGACGCCGUCGCCAACUGCAUCGAGCUUAAGAACCCCUACAACCUGGACCCCAAGUACUUCCUCGGCCCCCUCGGUAUGCCCGGUCUAACAGCCUGGUCCUCCUUCUACGAGAUCGGCCAACCCAAGAAGGGCGAAACAAUCUUCAUUUCCGCCGCUUCAGGCGCCGUCGGCCAGCUCGUCGGCCAACUCGCCAAGCACGAAGGCCUCACCGUCAUCGGCUCCGUCGGCGACGACAAGAAGCUCGACUUCAUCACCAAGGAGCUCAACUUCGACUCGGGCUUCAACUACAAGACCGAGAAGCCAGCCGAUGCCCUCGCCCGCCUCGCCCCCAACGGCAUCGACAUCUACUACGAGAACGUCGGCGGCGAGCAACUCGAAGCCGCCAUCAACGCCAUGAACAACUUCGGUCGCAUCGUCGCCUGCGGCAUGAUCUCCCAGUACAACGCUAAGCCCGGCGAGCAGUACCCCAUCCGCAACCUCAUGAACGUUGUUGCCAAGCGCCUUACUAUCCGCGGUUUCAUUGUUGGUGACGAGAACAUGGGUCCUAAGCAUGCGAAGGAGCACCAGGAGAAGCUGCAGAAGUGGUUGUCUGAGGGCACUUUCAAGGCGAAGAUUAGUGUUACUGAGGGUAUUGAUAAUGCGGUUGACGGCUUUAUUGGUAUGCUUGAGGGAAAGAACUUUGGUAAGGCGGUUUUGCAGAUUGCGGAUUUGAGCAAGGAGUAG
Messenger RNA from Alternaria ethzedia, 1065 nucleotides. RefSeq lists its product as uncharacterized. The record is from RefSeq and is a predicted model, not a curated record. The transcript has a single exon. Gene Ontology annotation, molecular function: oxidoreductase activity, acting on the CH-CH group of donors, NAD or NADP as acceptor. The coding region runs from base 1 to 1065 and encodes 354 amino acids. NCBI's taxonomy places the organism in Eukaryota, Fungi, Ascomycota, Dothideomycetes, Pleosporales, Pleosporaceae.